This is a messenger RNA of Sciurus carolinensis (gray squirrel), 5112 nucleotides long. RefSeq names its product MAF bZIP transcription factor G (gene Mafg). Gene Ontology annotation, molecular function: RNA polymerase II cis-regulatory region sequence-specific DNA binding; DNA-binding transcription factor activity, RNA polymerase II-specific. The transcript is spliced from 3 exons. NCBI's taxonomy places the organism in Eukaryota, Metazoa, Chordata, Mammalia, Rodentia, Sciuridae. Gene Ontology annotation, biological process: regulation of transcription by RNA polymerase II; regulation of epidermal cell differentiation. The record is from RefSeq and is a predicted model, not a curated record. Gene Ontology annotation, cellular component: nucleus. The coding region runs from base 37 to 759 and encodes 240 amino acids.
UUCCCUUUAAGCUGCGGCCGGCCGCGUCGCCGCUUCAUGAAUGGAGCCCACGUGACCAAACAUCAUGUGACGUCUGAGGAGCGGCGGCGGCGGCGGCGGAUCCCGAGCCCGGUCCGGCCCGGCCUUCCCAGCGCGCUCGGCCCGGCCCGCGCAGGCGGCCAGCACCCUCAGCCCCGGCCCGGACCCCUCGCGCCGGCCCCCGCCCCGCGCGGCCCCGCCCCGGCCCGCCCGGGCCCGCAGUGUGAGUGCCUGCUCACUGUGCCCCGGGUUAUGACGACCCCCAAUAAAGGAAGCAAGGCCUUGAAGGUGAAGCGGGAGCCAGGUGAGAAUGGCACCAGCCUGACAGAUGAGGAGCUGGUGACCAUGUCGGUGCGUGAGCUGAACCAGCACCUGCGGGGCCUGUCCAAGGAGGAGAUCAUUCAGCUAAAGCAGCGCCGUCGCACACUCAAGAACCGGGGCUAUGCGGCCAGCUGCCGUGUGAAGCGGGUGACGCAGAAGGAGGAGCUGGAGAAGCAGAAGGCGGAGCUGCAGCAGGAGGUAGAGAAGCUGGCCUCUGAGAACGCCAGCAUGAAGCUGGAGCUCGACGCCCUGCGCUCCAAGUAUGAGGCCCUGCAGAACUUCGCCAGGACCGUGGCCCGCAGCCCUGUGGCCCCAGCUCGGGGGCCCCUUGCCGCUGGCCUGGGGCCCCUGGUCCCUGGCAAGGUGGCUGCCACCAGCGUCAUCACAAUAGUAAAGUCCAAGACGGACGCCCGGUCGUAGGGACAUGCAGGAUUGCCGGGCAGGUCUUCGAGGGGCCACUAGGCACAUGGCGAAGUCAGCAGCCCUGUCCCACCUAUUCCUCUCCCCUCUCCUUCCUCUUCCCCUUCUCCCCCUCUUUUCCCUUCCCUGCAAAGCACAACCUGUUCCCCAGGGGCAGUGGGCUGAGCCCCCUUGAUCUCAUCUUGUCGUCAGUGCGUGUGUGUUUGUACGCUGGGAUUGGUCAGUUUGGUGGUGAUGUCGGGUUCCUCCUAACCCUCUUCGUACCUAAGCCAUGCAGGCUAGGAGUCUAGAGCGAGCACUGUGGGAAUGAAAGAGAGAGUGGGAGAGCCAGUGAGCAAACUGGGCCUCAAGGUCUGCCCUCCCCUCCUGGUGCCCAUGGCCCACAGGCUGCCAGGCUGGAGUGGGAUUAGAGGGGUUCUCUUGUCUUCGGAUCCAGGCAGGCAGCUCAGCUCAGCCCAGCAGGAAGAAAGGGACUCUACUCUGAAGAGUGGGGUGUCCUUGAGGGCCCUGGACAGGUAGGUCACCCGCCUGGGAACUAUGGGUGCUGGGGCAGGGGCUGUGUGGUUCUGGGGCAGGGGCUCUGGCGCUCAAACCUGACACAGUGCACUGAACAAGACCAAAUCACUGGCUGUGAGCGUGCGUGGAGGGUAUGUCAGUGUGUCCUACGAUGGGUUCCGUGUCACUGUUUACAUGACCUAUUUGUGUGGUUAUAUAGCCCUUUAUUUAAAAGAGAAGUUCCUUUUACGAAGUUAUUAAAUUAUAUGUUUAAGAGCUAAAGAGAAAAAAAGCUGCAGAGUAUUUAUAAAAUUGUCUUUUAAAAAAAAACAAGUGAAAAGAACAUUUGAUCAUAUAAAUGGAAAAGGGAAGAAAGUAUAAUAGUAACUUUGCUAGUUUAAAAAAAGAAAAAAAAUCCCUUCUUGUAAACUUAUGGACAACUCUUUGUGGCUGUUGGAAUUUAGUUUUUAUAUACACAGAGUUAUCAGACAUUAUUUAUAAAACUUAGUUUAAAAAAAGGAAGAAAAAAAAAAAAAAAAAAAAAAACCAAGCCGCGAGCCGACCGAGGCCAUCCUCUUUGAUAUCUCUUUUGCAAUUGUACCGAAAGUGACUUACUCCUUUGCCCUUCCUGCUUCCGUCUCUUGCCGGUGCCGUGGUGUUGUCCGUGCCUGGUGAGGUUUUGUGCAGCCGUAAAGUGCUGGUGCUUCUGGUGACCUUUGACCUGUGGCCGUCCCUUCUUGUGUAUUUUCCUGUGUUUGUUUUUUUGGAUUUGGUUGUGUUUUUGCUUCUGCUGGCUUGCUGGACCUGAGCUGGGCCAGGGUCCCAGGCAGUGCCUGCUCCAUUGGAGUGUGGGUGUCAGUGCCUGCCAGCCCAGCCUUUUCUGCUUUCAGAGCCUGCCCUUUGCCCCAGGUGGUCUGCUGAGGGACUCUGCCACUCCCACCUGUGCUGAGCUCUGGCUUCAUAGGUGUGUAUGGGGCUUGGGUUGAUCUAUUGGCAGGGUAGGUGAAAUUGAGGGGCCAUCCAGGGCCUCCAUGCUGCUUCCACAUCCAUCACCCCUGGCCCUACCUGGGUGGUGGCAUUCUAGGGACCAAGGAGUCACUGUGGGUGCUCACAGAGCUGUGGCCAAGCUGUUCCUAGCUGUCUUCCUUCUGACCUUGGCUUUAUUCCUGUAGGCCUCAGCUCGGCUUGGACACUCAAGGGACCCGCCCUAAUGGGUUGCAAAUCCUACUGCUCACUUAGCCCUGAGCUGGCUCUGUGCUGUGGUGUGUUGCUUCCCAGGCAGAAUAGUCAGGGGCUCCACCUGGGGCAGCACCUUCUCUGCUUCACUGUGAGGGCCCAGGUGACUUCCACCAGAUCCAGACAAGGACUUGGACUCCAAAGCUGGGUCUGUCCCUUCCCUGCUGGUCUCUGCUGGCAACUCUUGGCUCCAGGCCCUUCUUCCUCCUCUCUUUGGGAUCUGUGUCUUCCAGGGAUUGCUGCUCAACUUGGAGGUGCUUCUCUGCAGGGUCUCAGCCCACUUCGCUGUCCCAGCUGCCUGACAGAGACUGCCAACUUUCUAGACUUGGCUCAGGAAGCUCCUCAUAGGAAUGGACCAGGGCUGGUGCCCAUGUCCCCCUAUCCCCAAAAGAGGUAUAGCCCCAUCUCUGGGCAUGUGGCCUUUGGCCUCUGACAGGGUUGCUGGUAUCCUCUUUGGGGGGCAGGGGGGAGGCAGCCCUGGAUCCCUGAAAAGCACAGGAGUGUGGGCUGGUGAGGGGACUGACUGACUCAACAAGCAUUCACUUCACAGACAGCAGGAUUUUCACCCAGAGUUUCAUCUGGUUGCCAUGGGGUGGGAGCCGGGCAUCUGCCAUCGUAGUCUCUCAAGGGGCUCCUUUGUACAGGGUGCUCAGACAGUCCUAUUGGUACCUGAGACUGCUACAGAUGGAAAUUCUGACUUGACUGAGUCACCUGAUGACUUCAUCCCUUCCUGUAGUCUCGAUAGCUGGAAGGCAGAUGCAAGCUGCUGCUGUUGGCUGUAGCAGCAGAGUUGGAAUGGAACAAGUUUGCCCUUAAGAGAGGGGUAGGGACAGGCCCUCCAUGUCCUUUGGUCCUGACUGGGAGUCCAGGCACCACUGAAUGAUGCUCUCCAGUUGUAGAGCUAGUGUGUGGGGUGGGUGCAGGUGAGGAAGAGGAGGUUGAGACUGGGCCAGUACUGAGCAGAAGUUGCUGUCUUGGUUUGGUGUAGAGAAGUAGUUCUGGGCUUGGUGAAGCUAUGCUUCCUUCUGUGGUUUUUGGAUUUGGAGCAACUGUUUCUUGAGUCCAUCAAGCCAGUCCUGCAGGGCCACACCACCCCUUUCCCUUCACCUUGGUUUCUUGACGGUAGAUUCUCUGUCCACAUGUGACUAUUGGCUGUCUUUCUGAUCCUUGUUGAUUAUGUUUCAUUGCUGUGAGGGUAUUGUGUUCUUUCUUAUCUCAACUUUUCUGACACAGUGAAUUGAGGGUUUUGGCUGAGGCCAGGUCUCCCAGACUUGUCCGCUUAGUAAACCAUAAUGUGCGUCUUUCCUCCUCCUUUAUCCUAAUGUGGACGCUCAGAUUUCAGAGGGAAGGGGGAAAAAGUGAACAGGUUAGCUCUUGCCAAAAUGAAUGGCCCCAGAGAACCCUCCCUGAGAUCCCUGGCUGCUGCUCCAGGGUGGUGCUUCCCUGAGUAAGGCACUCCAUGACCGCUGUUUUGUGUAUGGGCUUUCUGCUGGACAGGCCUUCCUGCAGGCUAUUCUCCGUCCACACUUCAGUCUGUGUGCACACCUGCCAGCAGCAGGCUCCUUGGGCAGUGCUUGGGCUGACAUCUCUGAUCAGCUACAGCCUGCUUUGGGAUGGUAGUCAGGCCACAUCCCUACUGCCCCCUGCCUGGAAUGGCCACUUGGCCAAAGCUCCCAUCCACAGCUGGCCAACCUGAGCCACAGCCUGCUACACCAUUUCCGUUCGGGGAUCUUGUGAGUUACAUUUUUAGGCUGUGGUUUGGUGAAAGGAAUCAACACAUUAACGAUUUUUUUCCCCAGAAGCCACUGAAUAAUUCUUUUUGGCGUGCUUUCACCUUCCAGUUGACUGGUUUUGGAGCAGUUGUAGAGAGCAGAGUACAUAAUCAGUGCCACACAGAGGCAGGCCUGCCAGAGCUUUUCAUGGCCUAUCCUGCUCUGAUUUGUGUAUCUUGGUCAUGUUCUGUACCUGCUGGGCCAACUGCAGACAUUUCCACCUCCCCCCUGGAGUAGCAGCAUUGAUACUGGGUGUUGCUUGAGUCUGAGGUGGAGUGUUAAGAGUGUAUCCCUGUGAGCUGUUCUUGGUGACAGCAGUUGAGCUUUCUGCGUCUCCAGCAGCAUAAUGUUCCAGCCCUGCCCUUCCUCCCAUCCCUCCAUCCGCUAGUCCCUGAAGCCUUUAACCAAACAGGAGUGGGUGCAGAAAGCCUUCUCCUGGCAACUUAGGGCAACAGGACAAGGGCUACCCUGUGUCCAGCUCUGUUGGUCUCAUGGCACUGAGAGGUGUGUCCCAGCAGAGUUGAUCAGCCCCUGCUUGCCCUGCUGAGGGCUGAAGCCAGGGGGAGGCUUGGGAGAGGGUACCCUGAGAUCCGCUGGAGUGAGGGCCGGGGACUGGCUUGGAGGAGAGGCCCAGGGCCCACACCGUGUAGGGCGGUUAGGGGCCUGGCCUCGGUGGGGCAGAGGCUUUGGUGCCCGCCCGCACCCUGCGCAGUAUUUAUUGCUAAGUUAUUGUCCAGGAGGGGCGGCGCUGGGCCUGGCCCCGGGUAUUUAUUGCUGUACAUAGUGUAUGUUUGUGAUAUAUAAGGUUUUCUUUAUUUUGUAUAUGAUCAAUAAACGCCUUUUAAAGAGA